Messenger RNA from Fusarium oxysporum Fo47, 983 nucleotides. RefSeq lists its product as uncharacterized. The record is from RefSeq and is a predicted model, not a curated record. Bases 89 to 868 code for a protein of 259 amino acids. NCBI's taxonomy places the organism in Eukaryota, Fungi, Ascomycota, Sordariomycetes, Hypocreales, Nectriaceae. The transcript has 4 exons.
AAUGACUAUAAAGGUAGAAUGUUCGUCUCAAUUGAUAAAUAUCCAUUUCCUACUGCACCACAAUUUUAUUUGACGAUAUCUUACCAUCAUGAUCAAUCCACAUACAUCUGUUGGCAUCGCACAAGUCGUGUUCUACGCGCUUGUAUUGCCCAUCGCUGUGUUUAUUCUUAUCAGCAAUUGGAAACAUGGGUUGCGUCUUGCCUCAUACCCCCUUGUCACAUUCUCCCUAGCUCGUCUCGCUGGUGGAAUCUUAACCAUUCUCCGUCAAUCUGACCCUACUAGUAUCGGGCUUAUCAUCGCGACCACAGUGCUGCUCAAUGUCGGCCUCAUUCCAUUAAUGAUCUCCAUGGUUGGGUUCAUCCGUUUGAUUAUAAAAUCGAGUCUUGAUGAGAACAAGCGAGCUUUUGCUCUUUUGAAGAUCAUUCGCCUAGCUUUCAUUGCCGCUAUUGCUCUCCUCUGUGUCGCAGGGGCUUUUAGUGGUUCUAGUAUACACCUCUCAAGACACUUGACUCAAGCUGGAUAUGUCACUCUUGCUGCUGUCAUUGCUCUGAUGACUGUCGAGUUACUUCAUCUCUAUACCCAAAAACACCGCAUUUCUCCCGAGAGACACAUUUUUAUACAGCUUACUCUGGCAAGCAUUCCGACACUUGUCCUCCGAACAGUCUAUGGACUUCUUUGCGCUUUCACUGUUGACAACGUAACGACCAUAUGGAAUUCACUUAUAGGAUCGGCGGUUGCGUUUGCUUUGAUGUGUCUGCUUGCUGAGUAUAUUACACUUCUGAUCUUUCUUUAUCUGGGGAUUCGCCAUUGGCGAGGCGUCUGUGCCGAGAGCUUGGGAAGUGUCGAGAUGGAGUCUUUGAGCAAGUGAGGAGCGCUUGGGAUACAAGAGUAGGGGGAGGAAGAUAGUGAUCUCCGUACUAUAUACAAUUUGCUUUUCGGCAACGCAAAUCAGAUUCUUUUAUAAAAUUCAGAAUUUUAACUGG